Molecule: messenger RNA, 2108 nt
Organism: Cannabis sativa
Lineage: Eukaryota; Viridiplantae; Streptophyta; Magnoliopsida; Rosales; Cannabaceae
Product: glycosyltransferase-like KOBITO 1
Exons: 11
Coding region: 190-1800 (536 amino acids)
Biological process (GO): cellulose biosynthetic process; response to abscisic acid
Source: RefSeq, a predicted model, not a curated record
UCUCUUGUACUUGUAGUAAAUAAAAUAAAUAAAUAAAUAAAAUCUUUGAUUUGAGAGUCCAAGAAAGAAAGUGAAGAAAGAAGACCCCUUUAAUCUGGUAUUUUCUUCUUCUUCAUCUUCUUCUUCAUCUUCUUCUUCCUUCUCUCUCUAAAGAUCAAAGCUUUGUCUCUCCUGACCACAACCACCACCAUGCCCAGCCACACCCCACUCCGGCAAACCCCAUCAUCAUCUUCUUUCUCAUCAUCUUCAUCCCAUUCCUUCACUUCCAAGCUUCUCCUUCUUCUAACCCUUCUCCCUCUCACUCUCGCUGCCUUAGCUUUCGUCCUCCAAUGGCGUGGUGGGGUCACCGAUCCCACCACCCGUUGGGCCCCACCUGGCUCUGAGAAGCUCUUUCCCGGCAUGGAAGCUUCUCCCAUCUCAGCUGUCUCUCACUCUGCUCACUCCGAUUGUCUCAAGCUUGGAAGGAGUUCUUCACCAUCUUUUCCGUACGGUCACGAUUGGAAGUUUGAUUAUGGAUCUAAUCUCAAACCUAAGAUAUGUAUCACAACAAGUACAUCAGCUGGCUUAGAACAGAUUCUACCAUGGAUGUUUUACCAUAAGGUUCUUGGGGUUACUACAUUUUUCCUUUUUGUGGAAGGAAAGGCUGCAACUCCUGAAGUUUCGAAAGUUCUGAAGUCCAUUCCUGGAGUAAAAGUGAUAUACAGAACAAAAGAGCUAGAGGAGAAACAAGCUAAAAGUCGGAUAUGGAAUGAGACAUGGCUUUCGAGUUUCUUUUACAAGCCUUGCAAUUAUGAACUAUUCGUGAAGCAAUCGCUCAACAUGGAAAUGGCUAUUGUCAUGGCAAGGGAUGCUGGUAUGGACUGGAUACUUCAUCUUGAUACCGAUGAGUUAAUACACCCUGCUGGUGCUCGGGAGUAUUCUUUGAGACAAUUGCUGCUUGAUGUGCCCAAAAAUGUCGAUAUGGUUAUAUUUCCCAACUAUGAAAGCAGUGUCGAACGAGAUGAUAUUAAGGAACCUUUCACCGAGGUAUCGAUGUUCAAGAGAAACUAUGACCAUCUCCCGAAAGAUACAUACUUUGGAAUGUACAAAGAAUCAACUCGUGGCAAUCCUAACUACUUUUUGACUUACGGCAAUGGAAAAUCAGUUGCUCGAGUUCAAGAUCAUCUUCGUCCUAAUGGAGCACACAGAUGGCAUAAUUAUAUGAAAACUCCAAAUGAGAUCAAAUUAGAAGAAGCUGCUGUUCUUCACUAUACUUAUGCCAAGUUUUCAGACUUGACUUCUAGACGUGAUCGAUGUGGCUGCAAACCAACAAGGGAGGAUGUGAAAAGAUGCUUUAUGCUCGAAUUCGACCGAACUGCAUUUAUAAUUGCGUCAACUGCAACCGAGGAAGAAAUGAUGAACUGGUACCAUGAACAUAUUGUAUGGGAUGACAAAGACCUUAAAAUGAAACUGCUGAGAAAAGGCAUCUUGACUCGCAUAUAUGCUCCCAUGGUCAUAAUUCAAGGUCUACGAGAAUCUGGUGUCUUUAGCUCGGUUAUAGCAUCAUCGGCUUCAUCAAAUAUCUCAAAGGAGAAGUUUUUAACUACCAUUGGUAGUACUAGCAGCAACUCAACCCGAGCUGUUGCCUCUGAAUCUCUUCCAUCAAGGAAGAUAGGUAAAAUCAGAAAGAAUCAAGCCACUGUGAGGAAGGUCUUAACGAUCGAAAAUGCUGCUUCUGCUUCAUAUCAAGAAGCAGCUGUUCCUCCAUUGUCUCCCCCUUCAAGUGAUGAUGUUGACCAUUUCACCAUCAUGGAAGCUUGAAAGCGAUGUUGUUAGUGCAACGGUUGCUCUCUGAUCGUGUUUUUCUCGAUGGGGAGAGCUAUAGGAGAGUAGAGUUGUUGUUGGGGGCUGCGUUCGCAGUUGGUUCUUCCCGAUCAGUAUCCAAGCGGUGGUGUAAAAAACUAAGAAUUUUAGGAAGAGAGAUUAUUUUGUCAAGCUUUGACUUGAAAACCAUAACUACAAGUUGUGGUGAUUUUUUUUUUCUUCUUUUUGUGUAUAGAAAACCACAGUGUUGAGAUAUCAUUUUUCUAUGUUAUUUUUGGCCUUUUUGUAAAAAAAGAAGAAGAAAA